UUGAGCAACGGUCUCACUGACAGCAAAAAGCGCGCGGCGUGUUUUUGCAAACAAAACAUUCUUGGCAAAUUCUGGCGUUACCUUCUAUUUAUUUAUAUUUUACUGAUUAGGAAUAACGGGGCUGCCAUGGGAAUUUUAGGCUUAUCCAAGCUUAUUGCCGACCUGGCCCCACAGGCCAUUCGUGAAAGUGAAAUCAAGAACUUCUUCGGUCGAAAGGUGGCCAUUGAUGCUAGUAUGUGUCUGUACCAGUUCCUCAUCGCUGUGCGUGCCGAGGGCGCCCAGUUGGCCAGUGUAAAUGGCGAUCCCACCUCCCACUUGAUGGGCAUGUUCUAUCGCACCAUCCGUUUGCUGGACAACGGAAUCAAGCCGGUGUAUGUUUUCGAUGGAAAACCUCCAGAUCUAAAGUCCGGGGAGUUGGCAAAGCGAGCUGAGCGAAGGGAGGAGGCGGAGAAGGCUCUGAAAGCUGCCACGGAUGCGGGAGAUGAUGCCGGCAUUGAGAAGUUUAAUCGUCGAUUGGUGCGCGUAACCAAGGAUCACGCCAAUGAAGCCAAGGAGUUGCCGCUGAUGGGUGUGCCCUAUGUGGAGGCUCCCUGCGAAGCGGAGGCGCAGUGCGCUGCUUUGGUCAAGGCGGGCAAAGUUUACGCCACUGCCACGGAGGAUAUGGACGCUCUCACCUUUGGCUCUACAAAACUGCUGCGAUAUCUUACGUACAGCGAGGCACGCAAAAUGCCCGUCAAGGAGUUCAGCUACGACAAGCUGCUGGAAGGUCUGUCUAUCAACAGCCGGGAGUUUAUCGAUCUCUGCAUCCUUCUAGGCUGCGAUUACUGCGAGAGCAUCAAGGGCAUUGGACCCAAGCGAGCGAUUGAGCUGAUCAACAAUUACAGGGAUAUCGAGACCAUAUUGGACAACUUGGAUACCAGCAAAUACACAGUGCCCGAGAACUGGAACUAUAAGGUAGCGCGCGAGCUCUUCAUCGAACCGGAGGUUGCUAAUGCCGAGGCCAUAGAUCUCAAGUGGACGGAACCCGACGAGGAGGGUCUGGUCAAGUUCCUCUGUGGUGACAGGCAGUUUAACGAGGAACGUGUGCGCAGCGGUGCCAAGAAACUGCUCAAAUCGAAGCAGGCACAGACCCAGGUGCGACUCGAUAGCUUCUUCAAGACCCUGCCCAGCUCUCCGAGUGCCAUCAAUGCCGCCAAACGGAAGGCCGAGGAGGCCAAGAAGAGUGCCAACAACAAGAAGGCCAAGACCAGCGGUGGUGGCGCUCGUGGCAGAAGACCGAAGUAGGAAGCUAGGUUUGUGGUCUGGAAAAAACAUACAAUUCUUUUUAAUAUUAAACUUAUCCGUAUUUAAAGCCUACGCAUACAAUAAUAAAAACUACAUCUUUGAGCUUAA
This is a messenger RNA of Drosophila serrata, 1392 nucleotides long. It is a transcript of the gene Fen1, whose product is annotated as Flap structure-specific endonuclease 1. Gene Ontology annotation, molecular function: 5'-3' exonuclease activity; DNA binding; RNA-DNA hybrid ribonuclease activity. Gene Ontology annotation, cellular component: nucleus. The record is from RefSeq and is a predicted model, not a curated record. Lineage: Eukaryota; Metazoa; Arthropoda; Insecta; Diptera; Drosophilidae.